Triticum dicoccoides is the source of this 1139-nucleotide messenger RNA. RefSeq lists its product as uncharacterized. The transcript has 4 exons. The coding region runs from base 58 to 717 and encodes 219 amino acids. Lineage: Eukaryota; Viridiplantae; Streptophyta; Magnoliopsida; Poales; Poaceae. The record is from RefSeq and is a predicted model, not a curated record.
UCGAUCGAUCGAUGGGAUCUUUGUUCUCUUCCCCUGCCACAGCCGCCGGCGGCGAGUAUGAUUACAGCCGCCCUCUCCCGGAAACACAUCGCCCGGCCUAUGUCAAAAGAGGCGCUGGCUGCCAUUCAACGAUACGUCGAUGAUAGAUCCAGCAGUGGUCUUCCCCGCUACACACGAGAAGAGAUCGUCGCCAGCCGUAUUCGUACGCUUGUACACCGUGCAAUCAAACAUUACAACUCCAACAACAACAAGGGCGCCGAGUUUGAGUAUCCUGACCAGUCGACCACAGAGAUGAAGGCUGCCUGCGUUGGUUUCAGGGGAACUUUCUGGUACCACCUCGCCUUCUCAGCUCGCCGCCUGAGGGAUGCCACCGAGAGGCAUCAGUUCUUUGCUGAGCUAUAUUUUGACAGACACUCCCACCAACUAGCCGUUGAAACAUGCAUCAUCUUAGAAAAGCCGUUGUGCCAAUUUAGCAGCAGGUGUGCAUUUUGCCCAGCCGAAUCCAAUAUUUUGCACCCAAGCAACGCAGAAUUUGUGUGUGGCAAGGAAGGGCACCAAAAAGAAUUCUUCCAUGUGAGAGAUAUGCUAGUGCGGCCAUUCAAUAGUUGUGCGGAGCUCUUAUAUAGAUCAGACAUUCAAUGGUUAGAUCCGACAAAGACUGCGCUUGUACGGCGUUUCCUUUUUAAAGACGUUGCUUUUGAAGAACUUUUCUUGUAGUUCGUGUGUUGUCAAGGACGGUGGACGGUAUUGUUGCUUUGUUUGCUGCUGUGAUCGGCCGCAUCGACUUUCUUAAUUUCCGCGUCCUAGUGCCUUGCUAGGUCUUUGAAUUUAUGUUGUUGCAUAGGCGGGAUAUAACUGAUAUAAUCUUGGUACCUAAGCGAUGCAUAAUUUGGACGUGAAAAAGCAAGAUCACAAAAGGAAUUUUGCCGCAAGAGAGAUAUGCUAGUGAGGCCUCCUUCUGUGACAACUCCUGAUAUACUAGAUAGCACCGACGAUCCAUGCAUGACUUCUUAUGUCAUGGCCUAUGUACUGCGGCUGUAAGAUAACUAUGAUUUUCUUCUUUUUCAACUUUCUUUAUUACUAGAAAAAUAAAAACUAGUACUCUGAAAUUUAAUGUUUACAAGAACAUGCAAUAACUA